Messenger RNA from Piliocolobus tephrosceles (Ugandan red Colobus), 7433 nucleotides. RefSeq names its product zinc finger protein 800 (gene ZNF800). Bases 789 to 2969 code for a protein of 726 amino acids. The record is from RefSeq and is a predicted model, not a curated record. Lineage: Eukaryota; Metazoa; Chordata; Mammalia; Primates; Cercopithecidae. The transcript has 6 exons.
CGCGGCGCUCCCGGGCGUGCCGGCCACACUCCCCCCACCCACUCGGUGAGCUUGUCACUUCCUGCCCUCGCCCCAUCUCCGUCCGGGGUCAGUCAGUCGCUCCCUGUCGCUGCCGGAGAGUCUCUGCUUCCCCCUUCCUACGCGCUCCGCGGCGGUAGCUCGGGCUCUCCGGAGGAGGGGACGACAGAGAAAAAGAGACUGACUUAAUAAAGUUUCCUGAAACAACAACUACCACCGAAAAGGCCCAAGGUGGGGGGAGAUCCCCAUUCUUCCCCGCCCCUCUCCUAAAGCCUGAGGGACCGUUGCAGGUGGAACGGCGCUGGAAGGACCAGGGCUGCGGCGGCAGCCGUUGCCCCAGCGAGGGGAGCCUCAGGUCCUACCCGCUCCAGUUCCGGCUCCUUCGGUGGCGGCGGCAGCUGCUGCCGGGCAGUUCCUCCUGUCAACUGCCUCCGCCCGCGCGCCACCCGCCUAGCCACACAGCGCGGAGGACGCCGUAAGCCGCCGCCGCAGUCGCCUCGGCCCGCGGAGGGACGUGGUGAGCUGUGGCGCUUCCGCGUCAGCGCCGGCGGGGACUCUUUGGGAACGCGUCGGGCCCGAGUCCCGGUUCCCUCGCGUGGUCAGCGGAGGCUGCGCCAGGUGGGGCCCGCAGCCGCCCCCCACGCCAGGCUGUCCCCGCGGCUGCCCGGCCUGCCUGCCUUCCUUCCGCCCGCCGGCCCGCCCUAGGAGUUGACCACGCCGCAAUGAAGAGCUUCUUACAGUGAAAGGAAAGUAGGUCGAGUCCACUGAAAAUGCCUUUAAGGGACAAAUACUGUCAGACUGACCACCAUCAUCACGGAUGCUGUGAACCAGUUUAUAUCCUGGAACCUGGAGAUCCUCCUUUGUUACAGCAACCACUACAGACAUCCAAAUCUGGUAUUCAACAAAUAAUUGAGUGCUUUCGAUCAGGAACUAAACAACUUAAGCAUAUUUUAUUAAAAGAUGUGGACACUAUUUUUGAAUGUAAGUUAUGCCGCAGUCUCUUCAGAGGAUUACCAAAUUUAAUUACCCAUAAAAAAUUCUACUGCCCACCAAGUCUCCAGAUGGAUGACAACCUUCCUGAUGUAAAUGAUAAACAAAGCCAAGCCAUAAAUGAUCUCCUAGAAGCCAUAUAUCCAAGUGUGGACAAACGAGAAUAUAUUAUUAAGCUAGAACCCAUAGAAACUAAUCAAAACGCAGUGUUUCAAUAUAUUUCGAGGACUGAUAAUCCUAUUGAAGUCACAGAGUCAAGCAGUACUCCUGAACAAACUGAAGUUCAAAUACAGGAAACUAGCACUGAACAGUCAAAAACAGUACCGGUUACAGAUACAGAGGUGGAAACUGUAGAACCCCCUCCUGUUGAGAUUGUUACAGAUGAAGUUGCACCUACAUGUGAUGAACAACCUCAGGAGUCGCAGGCUGACUUGGAAACUUCUGACAAUUCUGAUUUUGGUCACCAGUUGAUAUGUUGUCUUUGUAGAAAAGAAUUCAAUUCUAGACGAGGUGUUCGCCGUCACAUUCGAAAAGUACACAAGAAAAAGAUGGAAGAACUAAAAAAGUACAUUGAAACACGAAAGAAUCCAAACCAGUCCUCUAAAGGACGCAGUAAGAAUGUUCUAGUUCCAUUAAGUAGGAGUUGUCCAGUAUGUUGUAAAUCAUUUGCUACAAAAGCGAAUGUAAGGAGGCAUUUUGAUGAAGUUCAUAGAGGACUAAGGAGGGAUUCAAUUACUCCUGAUAUAGCAACAAAGCCUGGGCAACCUUUGUUCCUGGAUUCUGUUUCUCCUAAAAAAUCUUUUAAGACUCGAAAACAAAAGUCGUCUUCAAAGGCUGAAUACAAUUUAACUGCAUGCAAAUGCCUCCUUUGCAAGAGGAAAUAUAGUUCACAAAUAAUGCUUAAAAGACAUAUGCAAAUUGUCCACAAGAUAACUCUUUCUGGAACAAACUCUAAAAGAGAGAAAGGCCCUAAUAAUACUGCCAACAGUUCAGAAAUAAAAGUUAAAGUUGAACCAGCAGAUUCUGUAGAAUCUUCACCCCCUUCCAUUACCCAUUCUCCACAGACUGAAUUAAAGGGAACAAAUCAUUCAAAUGAAAAAAAGAACACACCGGCAGCACAGAAAAAUAAAGUUAAACAAGACUCUGAAAGCCCUAAAUCAACUAGUCCGUCAGCUGCAGGUGGCCAGCAAAAAACCAGGAAACCAAAACUUUCAGCUGGCUUUGACUUUAAGCAACUUUACUGUAAACUUUGUAAACGUCAGUUUACUUCCAAACAGAACUUGACUAAACACAUCGAGUUGCACACAGAUGGAAAUAACAUUUAUGUUAAAUUCUACAAGUGUCCUCUUUGCACUUAUGAAACUCGUCGGAAACGCGAUGUGAUACGACAUAUAACUGUGGUUCAUAAAAAGUCAUCUCGUUAUCUUGGGAAAAUAACAGCCAGUUUAGAGAUCAGAGCUAUAAAAAAGCCUAUUGAUUUUGUUCUAAAUAAAGUGGCAAAAAGAGGCCCUUCGAGGGAUGAAGCAAAACAUAGUGAUUCAAAACAUGAUGGCACUUCUAACUCUCCUAGUAAAAAGUAUGAAGUAGCUGACGUCGGUAUUGAAGUAAAAGUCACAAAAAACUUUUCUCUUCACAGAUGCAAUAAAUGUGGAAAGGCAUUUGCCAAAAAGACUUAUCUUGAACAUCAUAAGAAAACUCAUAAGGCAAAUGCUUCCAAUUCACCUGAAGGAAACAAAACCAAAGGCCGAAGUACAAGAUCUAAGGCUCUUGUCUGCCUUGCGAAGCCGUCGCCCCGCAGCGCUGCCGCCCUGUGCCCGGCCGCCCCCGGGAGCCGCUGCCCGCCCGCGGGCGCCGUCACCACGCGCCAGGCCGCUGCCAGCUGCCGCGCCAAGCUCCGCGGCGGCGCCGCCCGAGAGCGCCAGCACGCGGCCCGGGUCCUGGGGAAGCCCGCGGCCCCGUGAGCGCCGCCGCCUGGCCGCCGGCGGGACCUCGCCCUUGCUCCGCACCGCGGUACCUCAGGCGCCUCGCCGCGGCGGUCUCCACCGGCCGACCGGUCGUCCGCAGACCCCUGAGUCCUCUGCCUCGCCUCAAACCCCUUUCACUCCUUGCCCUCGUCGGCCCUGGGUCGAGCCAGAACUCUCCCGUGAAGCCCUCUAGAGGACCACGUGCCUUAGGGACAGGCUGGGGGCGGCCUCCGUGCGAGUCGUGGCUGCUCGCAGAGCAGCACGUCCUCUGCCUGCCAAAAUCCCGGCUUCUUUGAGAAUCUUGUUACUGGACAAUACCAUCCUUUUCCUUUCAACCUGUAAUUUAUAGAUUUCCUAUUCCUAGUGAGUUUUGUCAUAAUUAAUUAUUCAAAGACUAGCUCCUACUUGAACCUUCACCUCAGAUCCUGUCAUCAACAAGCUAGUUUCCCCUACCCCCCCCCCCCCCCCCGCCCCCCGCCACAACCCCAAAUAUUGCCAUCUGCCAGAAGAUUGUUUUAAUAACUGUCCAAAUCCUCAGUGACUGUGGGGUGCUUGACACAACUUGGAGUUGUGUUAUGCACAACUGUGGUUAAAGUUGAACUCCGACAUCCAGUCCCCUCCUUCCUGUAACUUCAUCUCCAGUGAUUAUUUCUCCCCUUCAGAAUCAGUCCUUGCUACCACAGUUCUAGACCGUGUCAUUAUUAGAAUCCACAUCCUCUCUACAGUCUUGUCUGUGGUGACCAUGACCUCUCAGAUCUCCUGCUCCAGGGAGCGGAAGUGACUGACAGGUCCGCCUGCCUUCCCAAGGCAUCCACUGCUGGGUUUGCACUUGAGGCCAUGCUUCUUCAGCACUACUCCCAGUCAGUGAGCGGGCACAGCACGGGAUGUUGGUGGUGGCACGUUCAUGGAAGAUGUGGGACUCCUCUGAUAAGCAAGUUUGGCUUUGGAACACCUGAGCGGCCUGGUUGAAACUUUCUGAGAACUAUGCUGCAUGCAGCCUGAGGCUCUUGGGCCCAGUUCCCCUUUCCUUUCAUAGGUGUCAUACCUGUAUUAUGGUAUAAAGGCUCCCUUCCCCUCUCCUGCUUCCUUCCCUUUAUCCUUCACAGGAGUUCCCUCAAUAAAACUCUUGCACACUGAACCCUGUCUUGGUGUCUGCUUCUAAGAGGACCUGAACUAGCACAUCAUCACCAUCUUCCUAUCCUAGAUUCCUUGCUCACUGACAGCUAAUUCGUUUGCUUCAUUUUUUUCCCACUGUUUAUCAGCCCCUGUCUUGCAUUCUCGUCCUUGGUUAGUCUAGAUUCUGUGAUCCAUUAUCAUGAUCAUUCUCCUUGAAAUGCAUUGCUUUCAGCACUCUUGAACCGUAAUUUCUUCCAAUUUACUUUCCUGACAAAAUCCCAACUCUGGAUAAAUCUUAUCAUCUGCCUUUCAUGGGCCUUACUGGGACACUGAACAUUUUCUUUGAGAAAAACACACAAUUCAGCCAAUUCAUUUUUACUUCCAAUUCAUUAACUCAAACCUCAAGUUGGUGCUGUUUUUCCUACUGUAAUCUCAGUUAUCCACAUCUGAGACUACUCUUCAUACCUUUUCAUCUCCUCAAAAUGUUCCGAUCUUUUCCUCCCUGUUUACUUCACAUUUCCCUGAGAAAACAGAAUUUACUACAUACAGACUUCCUCAUCUUGUCACCACAAGACCCUCCAACCCAGUUACCUUGGUAACCUUCCUUUUUGUGAUAAUAGAGGGAGCUUCACAGAUCAGCCCCUCCUCUCAUGCCCCGAAUCCCAGCCCCUUUGCCUUUUCAAGGACUUCCUCCUUAGGUUUUCCCCUUUCUCUCUUUGGCUUCAUCAAUCCCGCCUCCUCUCAAUGGAUUAUUCCCUGCACACAUGCUCCAGUGUCUUUCAUCUUAACCACACCUUCCCUUGUGCACGUCUUCUCCAUCUGUGAACCAUUUCUCAGCUCUCCUUUAGAACCAAACUUUUUAAUGGAGUUGUCUGUUCUUUCUAUCGGGAUAUUGUGACACCAGUUCCACCUGGUCUCUCUGCUACCACUCUUAACCACUCCAAUACAUUUUUGAUAGAGUGGUAGCAACAACCUUUCUCACAAAUUGAAUUAAGCAAAUUGCUGCUUUUAGGAUAAAAUCUAAACCCCUUUACCAUGGCUCACAUAGCCUUGCACAAUCUGACCCUUACCUAUCCUUUCUCCCCCAUCUAUGCUCCUCUCUUUAUUGCCCACUCGAAUGCAGCCACACUGGUUCUUUCCAAUGUGCCAAGAUAUUUUCUGCACCUCAGGGGGCUAGGUAAUGCUGUUUUCUCUGUUUAAGCUGCUUUUCACAGCCACUCUCUCUCCCACCACAACCGUAUCCUUUAGAUAACUGAUUAAAUAUAACAUCUUGAGAAAGACCUGCAUGGAGCACUCUAUUGAAAGUAGACCCUACCUUUCUGUCCUCCCAUUUGCUGUAUCAGUCCUUUGUUUCCUUCAUCACUCUUAAUCUGUAUCUCAACUUGUAGUGUUAUUUAUUUGUUUAUUUACCUUUGGGGGAUCUAUUUCCCAUACUAGAAUGUAUAAGGGAAGAGACCAUGUUUGGAUGUCUAGAUUCUUCAACGUUGUAUUCUCUGCCUGUAGCACAAUAUUUGACACAUAUUAGGUACACAAAAAAUAUCUGUUGAAGGAAUGAAUGAACAUAUUUGAUACUUUUUCUGUUGAGGUUUCACUUUUCAUUGAUUUGUAAGAACUUUUUAUAUAUUGAAACCACUAACCAUUUGUUUGUUCUGCAUUGUGCAGACAUUUUGCUCUUUGUCAGAUAUCUAUCAAUUUAAUCUGUGGUGUCUUUGAUAAACAGAAAUAUUGCAUUUUUUAAUUUAGUUAAAUCUGUCUUUCAUGAUUUCUGCUCUUGGUGUUAUGUUUAAAAAUGUCUUCUCUUUCCCAGUGUUAUAUAAAUAUCUGUCUAUGUUUUUUAUUUUAUUUUUUUAGAUUUGAAUUUUUACUCCAAAUGGAAUUUAUUUUUGAUAUAGGUGUGAUUAAAGGUCUAAAUAUUUAUUUAGUUGUUGCAUCAUCAUUUAUUGAAAACUCCCUUUUUUGCUCUUUUAAAAAUUCCACAUUUAUCAAAUAUUAAAUUCUUACACACACUUGGAGUGGUUUCUGAAUUUAUUGUUUGUUUAAUUUUUUUAUAUCCUCCAUUCCUGAACCAUGCUGUUUUAAUUAUUGCCAUUUUAUCAUUUGUUUUACUGUGUGUUUAGUUUCUCAAUUAAUGGGGUAAAUGUUACUCUUCUUUUAAAAAAUAUUUUUGGCUAUAUUUUUGCAUGUAUUCACGCAGAUAAGCUUUAGAUAUAUUUUGGUCAUGUUCCAAAAGAAAUUCUAUUGCCAUUUUGUUUGGAAUUGCUUUAACAGUACAGACUACUUUGGGGAGAAUUACCAACUUUGUAAUAUUAAAUUUCUCAUUCAGGAACUUGUCAUGUGUUAAGGUUACUGAAGACAAUCUCCAAAUGUUCUUUAGUAAUUUUGUAUAUCUUGCAUAUUUUUAUUAAUUGUAUUGUUAGAUAUUUCACUUCUUUGUUGCAUUUGAAUGGGAUCAUUUUUCCAUUAUUUUUUAUUACUGACUGUUCCUUCUGGGGUCAAGCUAUUGAUUUUUGUAUUUGAUAACUUUUUUGAACUCUUUCAUUAAUACUCCCUAGUUGAUUCUCUUCUAAGUAGCCAAUCAUUUUAAGUAUAAUUAAUGGCGAUUUUUCUCUCUUUCUUUAUAAUAUAUAUAUCUCAUAUGUUAAAUAAAUGAUGGUAAUAAUUUUGCCCUUAUUCCUGACUUGUUAGGUAUGCCAUUAAAUUUUACCAGCUUUUAAAUGUUAGCUCUUAGACUGAAAUUCAGGUCUUUAUCAGGUUAAAGAUGUGGUUUGAUGGUUCAAAUAUGCUAAGCAUUUUAUUAGAAGUUGUUCAAUUAUAUUAAGCAUACCCUAGGUAACUAGAAAUGAUCAUGUGGUUUUACUUCUCUGGCCUGUUAUCACAAUAAAUUAUGUUAAUAGUUUCUCAAUAUUGGAUUAUUUCUGUAUGAGAUGUAUCCUGUUAAAUAAUGGUGUUUUCCCUUCCUUUUUUCAUAUAACAAUAUUGAACUCAAUUUCUUACAUUUUAUUUGGAUUAUUGCAUUUAUAAUUAUGAUUAAGAUUGGGUUGUAGUUUUACAUUUUUGAAUUCUACCUUUAUCAGCUUCAAAAUCUAGACUGGUACAUAGCAUAUGAAUUGCCUAUUCUUUGGGGUCUGGGGAAACUCACCCAUAACAUUGUUUAGGCCUCAAUGUCUUUAAGGGAGGAUGAGUAGAAGACAAUUCUCUGAAAACUUAAAAAACCUUUUCUAUGGUUUUAACUAUCUCUUAUCAAUUUUUUAAAAAAUCAUAUUUUUAAAGAAAAACAUGCAUUUUCAUAGAAUUUAAAAAUUUUUUGUCUAUAUAUAAUUAUAAUUAAAAAUAUUUUUCUCUGUA